GGAGGCGGCGGAGCGGGCGUGGGUCCCGCGGGCAGCGAUGGCGCUGCGCUGCCUCCUGCUGCUGCUCUGCGGAGCCGCGCUGGGACCCGCCGUGCAUCUCGACUUUGCCGAACACCGCAGCCAGGCCGCCAAGAUCAAGGUCAACCCCCGCGGCAACCUCUGGGCCACAGGUCACUUCAUGGGGAAGAAGAGCGUCACGGGGUCCCCGCACCUGGAGUCGCCGGAGGAUCCUGCAGUGCCGAUGGUUUUCGGUCCCUCCCUCCGAGCCUUGCUGGAGGACAUGAUGGAACUGCUGACCCGGGAGCUCCUGAAAAUCCUCUUGCAGGAAAGACUGUUGGAUGAGAACCAAGGGAAAUAUGACCUCACUGACCAGGAGACUGGGCUUUUAACAAAGGUGCUGGAGAAGUACUUUUCAAACUGAAGAGGUGCAGCUGGGGAGGAUGAGGUCUGCAAGGUCAGCUCUGCGUGGUGAACUGAGGAGAGCAUCGUCCUUGUGGGUUUCUAUAGCAACAUCAUUUUAUUUAUUCUUUCUGUAAUAUUGUUAAUAAUGAUUGUGUGUAUGAAAAGUGGAGCCUCUCUGUAUAGUUCCUGUAUGUUUUGUGUGUUCUUGAUGUCUGAUGUGCCCCUGUGAAUAAAGCUGGCUCUUUGCACAGA
Molecule: messenger RNA, 654 nt
Organism: Neopelma chrysocephalum (saffron-crested tyrant-manakin)
Lineage: Eukaryota; Metazoa; Chordata; Aves; Passeriformes; Pipridae
Gene: NMB
Product: neuromedin B
Exons: 3
Coding region: 38-421 (127 amino acids)
Biological process (GO): positive regulation of hormone secretion; neuropeptide signaling pathway
Cellular component (GO): neuron projection
Molecular function (GO): neuropeptide hormone activity; neuromedin B receptor binding
Source: RefSeq, a predicted model, not a curated record